This is a messenger RNA of Oryzias melastigma (Indian medaka), 4956 nucleotides long. RefSeq names its product ectonucleoside triphosphate diphosphohydrolase 1 (gene entpd1). Gene Ontology annotation, biological process: nucleoside diphosphate catabolic process. Lineage: Eukaryota; Metazoa; Chordata; Actinopteri; Beloniformes; Adrianichthyidae. The transcript is spliced from 10 exons. Gene Ontology annotation, molecular function: GDP phosphatase activity; UDP phosphatase activity. The record is from RefSeq and is a predicted model, not a curated record. The coding region runs from base 3144 to 4616 and encodes 490 amino acids. Gene Ontology annotation, cellular component: plasma membrane.
AGGUAAUUUUGGAGCCAAAGAGGUUUGAUGCACAUUUUUCAUCACUAGGUGUCAAGAGGUAAAAUUGUUAACAAUCUAUGACAAUAAUGUAAAGUUUGAGCCUAUUAUUAUUACAUUUCUAAUAUUCAGGGACAUAGACACUUUUCGAACAUAGUGACAAGCGUGUUGCUAAACCACUACUUUACAGACCUAGAAGUCAUGAUGUCGCCCUCUUAUGAUUAUAAAGCCACAAAGUAGCCAUCUGAUGUGUCACACCUUGACUCAUUGCAGUGUGUAAAACCAUAACUACACUCCAAACAUCCUCCUUCCUCCUGUUAUCGCAGCUCGUGAAAAACUUAACAAGACUUUCCUUGGCUGCAUGUUUUAGAAAAGUCUUCACUUGCUAAUGUAAGGUAAGGUACCGAUACCACCAGGAUGUGUUCCUCAUGUACGGAUACACUCUUGCCUCAUACCAUGCUGUGUGUAUCUUGGGUUUAGCCUUCAAUUGUGUUCAGCUGUAUGAAUACCCAGCUUGAUGUCGCAAGUUAAAUGUCAGACCUGAUGUUUGCUGAGGUAAUUUGGUCUGGCAUUAUGUCUUUCUCAAGUAUAGGACGCUACAACCUUGCCUUUGUGUAUCGUAGUGUUUAGUGAUUUGUGCUAACAUCUAGUAAAUUACCGUCUUGAGACAAAACUUUUCAGUUUUAAUGUUGUGUUAAGUGUCUUAAAUGUUUAAAGUUUUUGUUUUGGGGGAUAAAUGAUCCAAGUUCUACUCGUCUACACAACACUCACUCCUGCAGCAAAAAAAAGGGGUUGAUGUCAGAUUUCUUAAAUAUCUUAUAAGGCCUCCUUUAAACUGGGCUCCAGUUGGGACUGGAUCACUUGAAAAUAUUUACACUAAACUCUAAAAGCUGAUUAAGCGUUUGCAGAUGGUUAUACUCUCCACUCAGGCCUCCCGUCCUGUUUUUUUCUCUUUUUUCCACUAGUCAUUGUGAGCCUCACCUUCACAUAUAAUCGGAGUUUGCUGAGCGAUUGCAUAUAAAAGCAGUUGGGAAGUGAGUGGGCCAGUUUGCUUUUACAGAAAAGGUUAGUUUUGGGUCAAAACUGGUCAUUUUGAAAGAAAACAUUUGGGAACUCCAGUGAACACGUGUGCAAAAGCUGAAGGACACAUAAACACACAUGAGCACACUUGGAAGUGGGAUCAAGGAAAGCCUUCCUGUGAGUCUUGUUUUCUAUCACAACAAGUGUUUCUGUUUAUUCAUCUGCCAAAAACAUGGAAAUCAGCAGAAAACACACUUAAUACAAAGUUUUAUUUUACAUUUUUCAUUAAAAAUGAAAUAAAUUAUUGUUUAAUGUGCUUUAACAGUAAAAAAAAAAAAAAGUACAAUAACACAUUUAGAGCUCUAUAAAAACACACACAUCUUGGGUUAGGCUGUAACAAAGUAGGGUUUUGUAACUGCAUCCAGACAUCACUGACGCUAAAACUGUUUACGGAUUUCAGCAGACACAUUCCAGAUGUUCUCAUUCGUUCUCCGUGUGGUAAAUAGUUUCGAUAGAAACGUUAAAGUCCAUGUAAAUGAAGUAAACACACUUGGCCGGCACGUCUGCUUUUGUUAUUGUGCUUCCUAGAAUAUGUACUUUCAAGGAAAGCUGCGUUGAGUUUCCACAGCCGCACUGGAUUAGGUUGCUAGCUGUGCAGACGGCAGCUCAGUUCCUGUGUCUUCCUGAAAGUUGUGCUCCAUGAAUUAAAGGAAACAAAAUAAAAACAUGUGGAGAUAAAAGGGAAAACUUUUAUUUUUUUGCACCAAGACAGUAAAAAUUGUUGCUGUAAUUUAAGCUUUAAAUUUCAGAAAAUUUUCCAAACUACUACUGCUUUAAAUGUAUUCAAAAUACUAUUUUAAAAUAUUUCUAAAAAAUAUCUCUUAAUUUCUUUUACUACCAUCACCAAAAUAUCCAAAACAGUACUUCACAGAUGUAAGGCACAUUGCAUUUGCAAAUCAAAUAAAUCAAUAUUUUCAAAUGCUGCCAAAAGUGCAGCAGAUUUCAAAGUUCAACUAGUAAAACUCCAUCAUAAACACAUUCACUAAAAUGGCAAAUCCGUCUUAUGUCAAAAGGUAAGGAGUCAAAAAUAACUAAAGAACACAGAGAAGAACGAAAAAAAACAUAAAAAAAAAAAAACUCGAACAUCAAACUUUUGAUAAUUAAACUUAUGACUCUGCUUAAUUCUGAUAAAACACAAUUAUGUCACAAAUCCAAUAUUCAAGCUUCUGCUUUAGUCAGACAUUGAUUUUUUUCAUCUAUUCUAUAAUUUUAAACAUGUAUAUUAGCAUAAAAAAUUAGUAAUUUGUCAUAUAUGGACAUUUAAAUUUAAAAAGUUGAAAAAGAAAUGAUUAAGACGUUAUAUUUUUAGGAGUGUCUACAAAAAUGUGCUGUUUUUUUCAGGAAACACACGAGUUUCCAACCAAAAUAAAACAGUUUCUCUGAGGAAGGAAGUAAAUUAAAGUCAUCAUUCAAGGAUAAGGCAAAAAGGGGAAAAAGUAUCAGCACCAUGUGUGAAAAGAUCCUCACAUUUGCAAGCAAGUCAUGUUUUAGUCACUCACAAAUACACAAAAACAUCUGAGCAACGUGUGCACCCAUGACAAAUAUGCAGACACGCAAAGACACAGCCGGAUCAGAAAGCCGGGGAUUCCAAUCCUUCACUGAGAUGACAUCACAGUCUGUCAGUAAGGAAAAAAACAGCCAAACAAGGGAAUCCCCGCUUCUCCUGCUCCUGUGAGUGCAACUGGAAGAACGGGAGGGAUAAGUGGAGUAAGUAACUCUCAUUAGUUCACAGAGAGUUCCUUUUAAGGGGGUUAACAUGCACAAGAGAGCACAUGCAAGCACGCUUUAGCUGUGUCUCCAUAGAGACCGGCUUUACGGCCCCAGCUUGGAGAGGAAAUGCCAAAUGGGUGCUUAAGAGGAACUCACACACAGCACACACACGAACUGUGUUCUAACCCCUCUGUCCAGCCACAAUGGAAAAAAAAAACAAAAAACAGUCCCCAUCUUCCCUCUUUCCCCUUCUCUACUUGUCCUGUUCGCUCACCCCCUUCCUACACUUCCGCUCUUCUCUUCCUCAUAUGAUCCACCUCCUCCCCUAUCAGAACAGAGUUCACUGGCGUUGAGAGAUGAAAGAAAAGAACUACUGGCACCGGCCUGUGACCAUCAUCAUCACUGUGAUUGGCGUCAUAGCGAUUGUUACCUUGGUGACAGUUCUAGUUUUACAAAACAGGACGAUCACCCAAAAAUAUAAGUAUGGGAUCGUGCUGGACGCCGGUUCUUCCCACACGUCGCUUUAUAUCUAUCAGUGGCCAGCAGAGAAGGAUAACAACACUGGAAGGGUUGAACAGAAGCAUAACUGCCAGGUACCAGGUAAAGGGAUCUCAAGCUACACUGCAUCACCUUUGAAGGCAGGAGAGUCGCUGAUUUCCUGUCUGGAGGAGGCUAAAGAGAAUAUCCCCUGGAAAAUGCAUGAAGAGACUCCACUUUAUUUAGGAGCUACUGCAGGAAUGAGAUUACUGAAGUUGGAGAACAGCUCAGCAUCAGACGAGGUGUUCAAGGCGGUGGACAAAACCCUCCGAAGUUUCCCGUUUUCCUAUCAGGGAGCCAGGAUACUGAGCGGUCAGGAGGAGGGCGCGUUUGGCUGGGUUACGGUCAACUACCUGGAUGAUCGCCUCAAACAGGGCUUGGAAACCACGGGUGCCCUUGACCUUGGUGGAGCCUCAACUCAAAUUAGUUUUGUUUCUGAUGAUUACAACGGGUCAGAGUCUCCUGACAAUGCAGUCAGCUUUCGGCUCUACGGAAAUGACUACACCCUGUAUACUCACAGUUUCUUGUGUUAUGGGAAAGACCAAGUCUUGCGGCUGGCGCUGGCACACCAGGCUAAGUCAGGUCCAACAGCAAUCAUGGAUCCCUGUUUCCACAAAGGUUACAAUGAAACAAAGCACCAUACCGUCGUCUAUGACAGCCCCUGUGUGUCAGACCGGAAACCCCAAAUAGUCUCUGAAACCUUCAUUCAUUUGGGGGGAGGAAACUUCACACAAUGCCAGGAAGUCAUCAAAAGCGUCUUCAACUUUACUUCCUGCACAUACAGCCGCUGCUCCUUCAACGGGAUCUUUCAGCCGCCGCUGCAGGGGCAGUUUGGGGCUUUCUCUGCUUACUUCUUUGUGAUGAACUUUCUAAACCUGACUGAUACAUCACUCCCUCUAAAGACUGUGAAGCAAAGAUUAUCAGACUAUUGUGCCACGCCCUGGACUCAGAUCCAGAAAGAACACGAUAUCCCACUGAAAUAUCUGGCUGAAUACUGUUUUUCCGGCACAUACAUCCUCACUCUGCUAAUGGAAGGAUACAACUUCACCUCAGAGACCUACUCCAACAUAAAAUAUAUCAAAAAGAUUAAAAACAGUGAUGCAGGUUGGACCCUGGGCUACAUGCUGAAUUUGACCAACAUGAUUCCAGCUGAAGCUCCAGACUCUCCUCCUCUAACGCACACCAGCUACGUCUCCGUAGUAACCGUUAUGGCACUGCUGCUCUUCAUCAUUUUCAUCCUCUUCUUGUACCCUAUAUGGCCCAAAUGCACCAAAGACCCAAAGAUUAUAUAAGCAGAUGUGUGAAAUGAUCACUGAUUUUGCAAACGUGCACUGUUUGUGUGUAAGUGUGUGUGUGUGUGUGUGUGUAGGAGCGUGUAAAUGGGCUACUAUCAGUUUUCUUCUAAGGUCAGAGGUCAGCUGAAGCAUGUCGACAUAUUCGGAAGCACUAUUCAGAAUGAGCGCUUCAAAGAGAAUGAUUGAUUUCAACUUGUGCUUGUCUAAAUAGGAAUGUAUGAACUUAAUUAAAAAAAAUAAAUGGAAAAAAAAGCGUGAAUGUGUGCGAUAUCAGUGUUUUAAAAUGCAAAUGUGAAAAUGUAACCGUUUAAAUAAACAACCAAGUUUAUACAUAAAA